Calypte anna (Anna's hummingbird) is the source of this 1570-nucleotide messenger RNA. RefSeq names its product adenosine A1 receptor (gene ADORA1). Gene Ontology annotation, cellular component: membrane; dendrite; synapse. The transcript is spliced from 3 exons. The record is from RefSeq and is a predicted model, not a curated record. NCBI's taxonomy places the organism in Eukaryota, Metazoa, Chordata, Aves, Apodiformes, Trochilidae. Gene Ontology annotation, molecular function: G protein-coupled adenosine receptor activity. Gene Ontology annotation, biological process: G protein-coupled adenosine receptor signaling pathway. Bases 262 to 1236 code for a protein of 324 amino acids.
GCUCCAGCUCCGGCUGGGACCUGGCAGAGCCUGCGGGAGCCCAACGGGACCGGGCACCGGGCACCCAGGAGCCCCGACCCCAACUCGGUCCCAAACGCCCACAUCACCCUUUCCCCCCCACCCCCGAACAUGCCCCCUCCCUUACUCUGCGAAGGAAGAGCUCGGGCUACUUUGGGGUGAGGACACCCCAAAACAAACCUCGGCUGGCAGGACAAGGUGACCGAGGGACCCCAGCGGGAGGCAGGAGGGGACAGGAGCAUCAUGGCACACUCCGUCUCAGCCUUCCAGGCUGCCUACAUCUCUAUCGAGGUUCUCAUCGCUUUGGUGUCCGUGCCGGGGAAUAUCCUGGUGAUUUGGGCUGUGAAGAUGAACCAGGCUCUGCGGGAUGCCACUUUCUGCUUCAUCGUCUCGCUGGCGGUGGCUGAUGUGGCCGUGGGGGCUUUGGUCAUCCCCUUGGCCAUCAUCAUCAACAUCGGACCCCAGACAGAGUUCUACAGCUGCCUCAUGGUGGCCUGUCCCGUCCUCAUCCUCACUGAGAGCUCCAUCCUGGCACUCCUGGCCAUCGCUGUGGAUCGAUACCUGCGGGUGAGGAUCCCCAUCAGGUACAAGAGCGUGGUGACCCCCCGUCGGGCAGCAGUGGCCAUCGCUGGCUGUUGGAUCAUCUCCUUCCUGGUGGGCCUCACCCCCAUGUUUGGCUGGAACAACCUGAGCAAGAUGAGGAGGACUCAGGAGCUCAACUCCAGCCACACCGAGUUCGUCAUCAAGUGCCAGUUCGAGACGGUCAUCAGCAUGGAGUACAUGGUCUACUUCAACUUCUUCGUCUGGGUCCUGCCCCCCCUCCUGCUGAUGCUGCUCAUCUACCUGGAAGUCUUCAACCUCAUCCGCAAGCAGCUCAACAAGAAAGUCUCCUCCAACUCCAGCGACCCCGAGAAGUAUUACGGGAAGGAGCUGAAGAUCGCCAAGUCCCUGGCACUCGUCCUCUUCCUCUUUGCUCUCAGUUGGCUCCCCCUGCACGUCCUCAACUGCAUCACCUUGUUCUGCCCCUCCUGUGAGACCCCCCACAUCCUCACCUACAUCGCCAUCUUCCUCACCCACGGAAACUCAGCCAUGAACCCCAUCGUCUACGCCUUCAGGAUCAAGAAGUUCCGGACAGCAUUCCUGCAGAUCUGGAACCAGUACUUCUGCUGCAAAGCCAACAAAAACAUCAGCAGCACCACGGCUGAGACGGGCAACUGAGAGCUGGGGCAGAGCAGAGAGAGGUCCCUGUGCCCACCCCCUCCCCAUCUGCUGAUGGUCCCCACCUGGGGAUGGGGCAGCGGGGUCUGGGGGGGCUGAGUUCACCCACCCUGUGUCCCCCACCUGUCCCGGGGGGUUAUUUAUUCACAAGCAUCGUACUGUUUUGAUAUUGUAGCCUGCUCUGUUCCUUUCCCGGGCUGUAUUUUUUUUUUAAUUAUUAUUUUAUUUUCUGUUUGUUUUUGUUUUUAAUUUUUUUAAAGGUUGCCAAGUAUUUAAGGAGAAAUUGUACAGACAAAGGCGCAGUUUAUCUUCAUGCAAAUAAAGUCAAAUAAUU